Molecule: messenger RNA, 1263 nt
Organism: Monopterus albus (swamp eel)
Lineage: Eukaryota; Metazoa; Chordata; Actinopteri; Synbranchiformes; Synbranchidae
Exons: 7
Coding region: 62-1198 (378 amino acids)
Source: RefSeq, a predicted model, not a curated record
AGGGUUUCGGUGUGUUCACUAUUGUCUUUAUUUCCACAGAAACCUGAGUGCCUCAGUCAAGAUGCAAAAAGGCUUUAUUUUUUCAAUGUUAAUUUGGAACCUUUCCAUCUUUGCCUCAAGAGAAGGAGGCACAUAUCACCUUCAGUUCUCACUGGGAUGUCGCGCUGUGAUACCUUGUGAACAUAAGAGACGUGACUCAAACUCUUUCAAAUGGUUUUACAAGAAGGAUGAACACAGUGAGAAAAUCCAGAUUUUUUUUGAAGACAAGAAAGGACUACAACACCAUUAUCAAUUUCGUCCCAGAGGGCGUGUUACACAAAAUCGUUCCUUGGUCAUCAGUGAUUUUACAGAAGAUGAUCAAGGCCUGUACUGGUGUGAAAACUGUUACAAAGACAGAUGCAGUAGUGAACAGACCACCGUCAUCAAAGUGGACAAAGAAAUUCUGGAUGAAAUUCAUGAGACAGUUUACGUGACUGCAGACAACAGUUUUACACAUGUGUGUCCAGGUGAAUUUAGGAACUUUAAAUGGACUUUUGAAGCAAGUAACACAACUGCUUUCAGGAACUCAGUCAGAAGGCCGGAAACAGACUUUGUGACUUCCAGCAAGUCUAUACAUAUUAAAAAUGUAAAAGGAGCAGAUGCUGGGAAAUAUACCUGCUGGAUGAGUAGAUGUGGUGGGCACAGACAAAAGCUGCUCACAAUCAACUUGUGUGUAAUGAUGGUACACCAGAAUGGGGAUUCAUUGGUUUCAUGUGCCAUGAUAUGUGACAUGGAAUUCAGUAACAUCAAACCUAACAGCAUGUCAAACGAGGAGACAGGCACAAGAGCUCCAUCAGUGCACGUAGAUUCAUAUGAGUUUUUAAACUGCAGUACAAAGCAGAUGUUUGAUAUUUAUAAUGUAGUUCAUGCAUCAAAUGCUUCAAACAAAACAACAGGUCAUACAGAGAACAAAUAUCUGACGGCAGUUAUUUCUGGAACAUCAGUCACCCUUAUGUGCCUUAUUUUAAUGGCACUUCUAAUUUUCUGUUCCAGACCAAGACUAUGGGCAGAAUUGUCAGAUUGUUCUUUUGGCAUUGAUGGAAAGGUGGAAGAGGACACUUCAAUAGUUUAUUCAUCAGUUAUGUUCAGGAGACCUGCUAAGACAACAAAUAAUGAUCUGAAUUCUAGCGAGUGUGUGUAUAGUGAAAUAAAAGUAUAGAGAACAGGUCCCAAAUGAAGACAACCACUGUUAUUAUUGUAUGCCUGCCUGGGUUUUCUUCGGGU